AUGCCGGUCACCAACUUCGAGUUCAAGGAGAAGUACCUAUACCAGAACGGGUUCAAUUCUUACCACGAGACCGAAGCCGUGCCCGGUGCUUUGCCUAUUGGCCAUAACUCACCACAGAAACCUGCACAUGGCCUAUACGCCGAGAAGCUUUCCGGCACAGCGUUCACAGCGCCAAGACAUGAGAACCAGCAGUCAUGGCUAUACCGUAUCAUACCCUCAUGUGCACACCCCAACUUCGAGGAGACAACUACCGGACCAUUCACGGCGGAUAAGGCGUACAGCCCGAAGAACCUGAAAUAUGUGCCAAAUCAGCUCCGAUGGGACCCCUUCAACCACGAUGACCAGACGGACUUCGUAAAUGGCCUGAAGUUCAUUGGAGGGGCAGGGGAGCCCUCGGUGAAGCACGGUGUUGGGUACUACAUCUUCGCUGCAGGAAAGUCAAUGGACGAGAAGACUGCAUUCUACUCUGCAGACGGUGAUCUUCUGAUCGUCGCGCAGGACGGCGUCCUUGACAUUAGGACAGAGCUGGGCUGGCUAAUAGUGCGACCUAUGGAGAUCGCCGUCAUUCCCCGCGGCAUCAAGUACCAAGUGCAUUUGCCCUCAGGCCACGUGCGCGGUUAUGCAUUGGAACUAUACUCUGGUCACUUCACACUCCCUGAACUUGGACCGAUUGGCUCGAACUGCCUGGCCAAUGUUCGCGAUUUUCAGGCUCCGGUGGCUUCCUUCAGCGAGGAUUUUGGCGCAACCGCCGCUGAGGGCACCAACGCCUACACAAUUAUUUCCAAGUUCCAAAACUCCCUAUUCACGACACAGCAGACGCACACUCCUUUCGAUAUAGUGGCAUGGCACGGAACCUACUACCCGUACAAAUAUGACCUUGGACGGUUUAACACCAUAGGCUCGACCUCCUUCGACCACCCAGAUCCAUCUAUCUUCACCGUUCUUACGGCCCAGUCUGACCAUGUCGGAACGGCAAUCGCAGACUUCGUCAUUUUCCCACCGAGAUGGCUUGUGCAAGAGGACACUUUCCGCCCGCCGUGGUACCACCGCAACACCAUGUCUGAAUUUAUGGGGCUGAUCACCGGAGACUACGAUGCCAAGAAGGGUGGUAAGGGAGGCUUCCAAGCCGGUGGAGCUAGUCUGCACAAUGUGAUGAGUGGUCAUGGGCCGGAUGCCACCAGCUUCGAAGGCGCGAGCAAUGCUGACUUGAAACCGCAGUAUGUGGGUAAGGAUAGCUGUGCCUUCAUGUUCGAGAGUUGUCUCAUGAUUGGUGUAUCGGAAUGGGGACUAGAAACUUGCAACAAGGUGCAAAAUGCAUACAACGAUCACAGCUGGGGUGGCUUGAAGGUGCACUGGAAG
Molecule: messenger RNA, 1359 nt
Organism: Truncatella angustata
Lineage: Eukaryota; Fungi; Ascomycota; Sordariomycetes; Amphisphaeriales; Sporocadaceae
Product: homogentisate 1,2-dioxygenase
Exons: 2
Biological process (GO): L-phenylalanine catabolic process
Cellular component (GO): cytoplasm
Molecular function (GO): homogentisate 1,2-dioxygenase activity
Source: RefSeq, a predicted model, not a curated record